Aspergillus heteromorphus CBS 117.55 is the source of this 930-nucleotide messenger RNA. RefSeq lists its product as uncharacterized. Lineage: Eukaryota; Fungi; Ascomycota; Eurotiomycetes; Eurotiales; Aspergillaceae. The record is from RefSeq and is a predicted model, not a curated record. The transcript has 2 exons. Bases 1 to 930 code for a protein of 309 amino acids.
AUGCCAGCAGAUCUACGACGAGGCCUCGCUCCUCCACCCCUCCAUCAACGAACACACCUUCUGGUGCUACCGCCCCCCUCCCCACGUCCAGAACCCAUCCUCCCCAGCCCACUACUUCCUCAAAAUGACCCCCGCCAACGCGCCGCCGUCCAACACCUACACUUCUUCACGCAGCAGUUCUACCUCGAGGGCGAAAUGGCAGCCGUCUGGCCUAAGAUCCGCGACAACGAGAGUAUCCUCCGCAGUUCACUCCAUUCUCAGCAGUCCCAAUCCCAAUCUCAAUCCCAAUCCCAAUCUCAAUCCCAAUCCCAACCCUCCCCACCCCGUCCCGAAAGCGAAACCAUCGGCAUCAUCGCCCCCAAAUCCCUCACCAUCACCCUCCGCCACUCCGACUGGUGGUUCUGGGAGGGCGACGAGCCAAUGGCCAUCGAGCCGUUCAAGGUUAAUCGUGCCUCGCCCAGGGACAUGGGCCGGGCACCGCGAGGUCCCCUGGGUCAGACGGAUCCGCGCGCGUGGGGGAACCAGUUCACGUGGCUGCCGAGCUUGGAGAAACUGGUUAUUGAGUUCGAGACCGUCAUGCGGAAGAAGGACCAGUUGGAUUCGAUUGUAGGAUUGGCGAGGGAGUGGAUGUUCCCGCUUGUUCCUGCCGACAGGGUGUUUCUUGUUGCGCAGGAGGAGGUCACGAGGUUUAGGUGGGUUGGGGUCAGGGAGGGGGCUUUGACUGGGGCGGAUCGUUUGGAGGAGAGUGGAGGGGAGAGUGAUGGGGAAGUGAGUGAGAGGAGGGUGCCGAGGUUGGUGCCGCUGGAUGAAAACGGGGAGAUGAAGGCGGGUGAGCAGAGAGAGGAGUUUGAUCCUGCUGUGGAUGAGGAAUAUUAUGUGGUUUUUAUGACGUGGAAGAGGCAGGUGGUGGACUUGGAGGAAUGUGUAUAG